AUGGCCGGAUGGGCAUCCAACUACUUGAAGCCCAAGUCUGGAAGCUUCGAUGGGAAUGAGAUGGUGAUGGGUCUUUUGCUCUCCCAGAAGAAGUCCAGCCUCGACCUCAUGCAGAAUUGUGAUCUGCCUCCACCAGUCAAGGUCUUUGCGGGGCCUGAUAAGGCGGUCUUGUCGUCCAUGAAUAGGGUUUAUGACAUGGUUGUUCAAGAAGACGAAAAUGAUGAGCUUAGCGGCAUUGAAAAUGAAGUGAAACUGAAGCUUUUGAAGGCCCUGCGACUGUCACAGACACGGGCAAGAGAAGCAGAAAAGAAAGCUGCAGUUUUGGAAUCAGAGAGGGAUCGUCUCCGGAAUGCUUUCCUGGAAGACUCGUCGCGGUUGUUUGGUUACCGGCAAUGGAUGAAACUACUCGAGCUUCAAUUGUCAAGGUUACAAAGGCAACAGCUACAAUGGCAGUUUUGUAGUGGUUGCCACCAAUCACAUGGUAUUGAAGGAUCGCAGAAUAUGGAUGAAGAUGAUGGGGAUGCAGGGGGUAUAACAUGGUUUGCCGCUAUAGCUCUUUGUUUGAGCAUUGCUGGUGUGGGUUUUGUGUUCAGUUGCAGAUACUUUUUUUGA
Molecule: messenger RNA, 612 nt
Organism: Camellia sinensis
Lineage: Eukaryota; Viridiplantae; Streptophyta; Magnoliopsida; Ericales; Theaceae
Source: RefSeq, a predicted model, not a curated record